Molecule: messenger RNA, 1892 nt
Organism: Phyllostomus discolor (pale spear-nosed bat)
Lineage: Eukaryota; Metazoa; Chordata; Mammalia; Chiroptera; Phyllostomidae
Gene: HEMK1
Product: HemK methyltransferase family member 1
Biological process (GO): protein methylation
Cellular component (GO): mitochondrion
Molecular function (GO): N-methyltransferase activity; DNA binding; protein methyltransferase activity
Source: RefSeq, a predicted model, not a curated record
GAGCGGCGUUCACGGCCUCUCCCACCGCCUGCGGGGGACUCUCGGGUGCUACUCAGUGGCUAGGAACCCUGGAGCUGGGCGACUGGGUCCGCCCGAGCCCUUUCUCGGCUGCGCCGACCCCGGAAGCCGGCGUCCGAGGGAGCUCUCCGCGAGUCACGCACGUCCGGGAGCCGAGCCCGGGCCUCUUCUCCAGGCUGGCGGGCGGGUCGGGUGACCCCACAGGCAGGGCGGCAGCACGUCUGAAGACCAGAGCCUGUGACCCCACCUCCGCCCAGCCCGGGCCAGCGACCAUCUUGGCAGCUGACAUCUCAAGGAAGACUUGGGGACUCGGGAGUGCUGGGGGAGCCUCCCCCGGCAACAUGGAGCGUUGGGGCGGAAUGCUGCGGGUCCUCCUGUCCGUUCCGGGGUGGAGGGGAGGAACCGGGGGCUGGGCCUUCAGCUCCUGGCGGCACCAUCUGCCCCCGGCUGGGUUGAGUGCCACAGAGCUGGUCAACAAGUGGACAGCGGUCUUUGAGAAGGAGGGCAUCCCCGAGGCCCGGGAAUCCAGUGAGUACAUCGUGGCCCAUGUGCUCGGAGCCAAAACAUUUCAGAGCCUGAGGCCAGCACUGUGGAGGCAGCCCCUGACCCCUGCGCAACUCCAGUGCAUCCGGGAACUGAGUGGCCGCCGACUGCAAAGGAUGCCUGUGCAGUAUGUCCUCGGUGAGUGGGACUUUCAGGGUCUCAGUCUGAAGAUGGCGCCCCCGGUGUUCAUCCCUCGGCCAGAAACGGAGGAGCUGGUCGAGUGGGUGCUGGAGGAGGUGGCCCCAGGGCCCUGUGUGGCGGAAGCCCAAGGAGGCCCCCUCAUCCUGGAGGUGGGCUGUGGCUCGGGAGCCAUCUCCCUCAGCCUGCUGAGCCGGCUCCCCCAGAGCAGAGCCGUCGCCGUGGAUAAGGGGGCCGCCGCCGUCUGCCUGACCCGGGAGAACGCUCAGAGGCUUCGUUUGCAGGACCGGAUUCACAUCGUCCCCCUCGACGUGACCUCAGAGGGGAGCUGGGCGCAUCUUCUGCCCUGGGGCCCCCUGGACCUGAUCGUCAGCAACCCUCCCUACGUCUUCCGCCAGGACAUGGAGCAGCUGGCCCCUGAGAUCCGCAGCUACGAAGACCCAGCCGCCCUGGAUGGCGGGGAGAAGGGCAUGGACAUCAUCGAGCGCAUCCUGGCCCUGGCCCCACGGCUCCUAAAGGACUCUGGAAGCAUCUUCCUAGAAGUGGACCCGAGGCACCCGGAGCUCGUCGGCGGCUGGCUUCAGAGCCGGCCCGACCUGUCCCUCCAGCUCGUGGCCGUGCGCAGGGACUUCUGUGGGAGGCCCCGGUUCCUGCACGUCCGGAGGUCUGGCGCCCCGGACGGCUGCCCUGUGGACGUCCAGCCAGGGCCUCCGCCUGCCAGAGCGCCUGGAUGACACCUCUUCCCAGAAUGCUCCUUGGAGAGAGGGGGGCGGGGCCCUGCAGAGCUCCGGGCACUCGGGGCAUUUCCCGUGACUCUGGGAUUCCCCAUGCUCUGUGUUUCUAGGAGGCUUGGGGGAAGAAGGCAGCGCAGGGGCGUCGUCCCUCCCUCGGCAGCAAACAGCACGGCCGUCCACAGCCCGGCUCCGGGGCUGAGCAGCCCGGGGUUCCCAGCCUGGUUCCGUCACGCCCGCGUGGCCAGCGCAGGCUGCUGGGCGUCUCCGUGGGUGGAACAGCCCUGGGGACAGGGGGAGAUGUGGCCAAUGAAGCGUCAAGAGACUGGCCCUGGCCGGGGUGGCUCAGCGCUCCCACGCACCAACACGUUGUGGGUUUUGUCCCCAGACGGGCGCGUGCGAGAGACAACCAACCGAUCAGUGUUUCUCUCCCUCUCUUUCUCCCCCUCCCUCUAAAAUCAA